AACAAAACAAAGAAGAAAGGAAAGGUUGUUAAUUGUUGAUCUUCGAAAGGAGCAACGUUUAGUUUUGUUGUCACAAUCUUGAAGGUUCGACGAUCAACAAUACGAGACGAGUACUAGUACUAGUACAAUACAAUACAAGACAAGACAAGACGAAGAUGGCCGUGACAAUCGCAGAACCCGACACUCCUGGGCGCAACACGGUUGCUCGUGAGCGCGAUGACAUGGAUAGUAGUGUGAAUGUGAAUACUGGUAGUGGAAGUGGAAGUGGCAGUGCGGCGACAAGUCCAGUUCGAGUGGCUUCUCUUGGCAAAAGUGGAAAGCUCAAGAUCUUGACUGACAAUCGUGACACUCGCACUCCUGACUUUCGUUCGAACGGUCAGUACACGCCUUCGACCACUGCGAGUACUACUGGUUCUGCCGGAACACCCUUUUCUUCUUCUUCCUCCUCUUCAGUGUCCCGUCAGUUCUACGCCGUUCGCAAAGGACGAGGAGUAGCUCACUGCAUCUUCUCCAGUUGGGACCACGCCAAGCAACACGUGGAGAACUUCCGCGACGCCAUCUACAACGUCUUUGACAACAUGGACGACGCCAUGCUAUACAUUCAGCUUCCUUCUCAUCAGAAUCAUCAUCAUCAUCACCAUCAGCGUAGACACUCUACUAGUAGUAGUAGCACUAGUAGCACUUUGUCCAACAGUAACAACGACAGCAACAACAACUCUUCCAAGCGCAAGCGAACAGCCACUCUUCCCUUCAACAACCACAAUAACAACGACAGCAAAAAGUCUCGGGCUGCUCUUCCUCUCACCACCACCACCACCAACAAAAACAACAGCAGCAGCGACAAGGAGAAUCAAGUCGCCAACAACACCGCCACCAAGAGAAACAAUGCUCGAAAACAAACCCAUGUGGCUGUGGACGCUCAAGUCGCCGUUACUAACCAGGAAGAAGACCAAGCCUCACUGGAGGAAGAUGACAGGGAAUUGCCACAAAUCCUAGAGGAAGGAUACCGCAAAAACCUUCCAAAGGGAUGGAGGGCAAAUGAUCUAUUCCCCGCUCGCAGACAGGAUCGUCUACGCUGGGAAAAACGAUACUUGCAAGAUGUCGCCAGUCUAAAGGCAUACAGAGCUACAAAACCAUCCAGUGCUAGAGAUGUACACAACAUGAGACACCAAAGUGGAAUCCCAAAUGCUUUCUCAUUAGCAUACCUCAACUGGAGCUGGGGUGUCGGCGAAGCCUACCAUCGCUACCUCGCUUUCCAGCAACGCAAGAACAAACCAGAGACCACCAAACAUCGCACCAAAAACAACAAACUCAAGGUCGCACCGGCAAAUCGAUCCAACCACUACUCCUGCAGCACUUGUGUCAUCACUAAUAGAGAAGCCGCACGUAAACGAUUCACUGCAAAGGCAAUGUUCUACUCAUUCCGCGUGCAGCAGUUGGCAGAACUCAGUGUCACGGGGCUACGCAAAGAUCAGCUUCCGGGAAGAAUGAGUUCCAACGAUCUAGAGAGAAAGUCACCAUUGGUCAAUGGAUGCUCGCGCAGCAAGGAACUCAUGGACGAAGCAAGAGCUGAUUGGGAAACACUCUCGUCCGAAGACAAGGCUUUCUGGGAAGAACAGGAGCAAGAACAUGAUGCCCGUCAACCCGAAAUCAGAAGCAUCCUGGAAGCCGCGCUGCAAAAGGACCCAAAACGAAGUGCCAAAAAACUCUCGGAAGAUAUUGGUCACUGGUGUGGCAAGACCACCAUCGGAAAAUGGAAAGGGCUCUAUCUUGGACCCAGCUACCGAAAGGGCAUUUCCAAUCCCCAAACAGCAGAGAUUUCGAUGGACCUGACUGAUAGCGGUACUACCACUAGAGGAAGUGCGACCCCGCUUGCUCCAUUGUCCUUGGCAAACAACACCCGCAACUACAGCCCUCCCCACAUCAGUGCCGCCAAGUUGUUGGUUGGGCUUCCCGAUGCCAAUAGUGGAAAUCCGUUUGGCAGCGACGACGAUGGUGAUUCGUGCCAAGACGGCGAGGAGCCAAGUCCUGCUCGCUGUGCUUCCCAUGGCACUACCAGUACUACUACCAUGGGUUGUAACGAGGGAAUGAUUGCAUCCUAUGAGGAUGAUGAUGAUGACGACAACAUGGUCAUUUGAGGAGGAAGCCAGUAGGAGAAGCUACAUGUAGUUUGUUUGGGUCACUAUCAGCGUGGCCAUAGUUAGCAUUUAAUUUUCGUAAAGUAAAGCAGUUUGUAUACGAACCUUUUAGUAGUGCAAGUACUGGUAGUAGGGGAGGAUGGGAAAUAGAAUUGCAUUCUACUAGACUACAUGUACAUGUAGAUCUACUAGGUACUAUACUGUAGUCAUCUAUGUAUACUGUAUGCAUAUGUACUGUAGCCCAGUAUAUUGAUAUUCCUAAAUCUUUUUGUGUGAACGAUUACUGUACUGUCAAGGUGAAAC
Seminavis robusta is the source of this 2441-nucleotide messenger RNA. NCBI's taxonomy places the organism in Eukaryota, Bacillariophyta, Bacillariophyceae, Naviculales, Naviculaceae. The record is from the annotation of a GenBank genome assembly.